AGAAAACGACGUCGCUUGCAGCUGGUCGUCCUCGACUCGCGAGGGGGAGCCUGGUUCCGACUUUCGAAUUCGAAGCCUGCCCCUGCAACUUCAAACUCCAGCAUUUGUGGGAUAUACUCGAAUCCUGCAAGAAAACAGUUCCACUUCACCAUCUCCAGAACAAGAGGAUAUGCAUUGAUCUCUCAUGUUGGAUAGUUCAACUUCAGAAUGUGGGCAAAUCAAUCUCAUGUGUGAAGGAGAAAGUCCACCUCAGGGGUCUCUUCCACCGCAUUAGAGCGCUCAUUGCUUUGAAUUGUAGCCUAAUUUUUGUUACAGAUGGAUCAAUUCCUGCUAUUAAAUUAUCAACUUAUAGGCAACGAUUAAACUCUGGAAAAGAUGUAACACAAAAUGGAAGCAACUUACAGAAAAUGUCUUCUUUACCGAGGAACAGGGGAUCUGAGUUUUCAUGCAUGAUAAAAGAGGCUCGCAUCUUGGGAAUGGCCCUCGGCAUUCCUUGUUUGAAUGGGAUUGAAGAAGGUGAAGCUCAAUGUGCUUUGUUGAACUCCGAAUUAUUGUGUGAUGGAUGUUUCAGUUCAGAUUCAGAUAUAUUUCUUUUUGGUGCAAGGACAGUGUAUAGGGAUAUCUGCCUUGGAGAUGGGGGGUAUGUUGUUUGCUAUGAGAUGGAAGACAUUGAAAGAAAACUUGGAUUUGGAAGGGAUUCAUUGAUUGCUCUUGCCUUACUUCUUGGGAGUGAUUAUAAUCAAGGAGUCUAUGGUCUAGGUCCGGAGUCAGCUUGUCAGAUAGUUAGAUCUAUUGGUGACAAACAUGUGCUCCAAAAAUUUGCUUCUGAAGGAAUUGAAUGUCUGAAAAGACUGAAAGGUGCAAAGAAGCAGGGACAAGUCUUGAAGGACAACAACAAAGAAAAUAUGUUGGACCAUGAUAUGGCAUUGAGUCAUGGAGGCGGGAACAAUUCGCAGAGAGAUUAUAACUUCUUGCAAGUUAUCAAUGCUUAUGUAAAGCCGAAAUGCCACCCUGUGGAUUCUGAUAUUGUGAUGAGGGUUCUUGCUCAGUAUCCAUUUCAACGUAGUAAACUCCAGCAGAUAUGUGCUGAAUUCUUUCAGUGGCCUCCGGAGAAAACAGAUGAGUAUGUCCUUCCAAAGAUAGCUGAAAGGGAUUUACGGCGAUUUGCCAAUAUGCGCUUAACGUCAUCAGAAGUAGGACUGAAUCUUCCUUUGAAUGAGAUCCCUGUAAAGUGUCCGGUCUCGGAAAUCAUUAAGUGCCGAAAAGUUCAAGGAAGAGAAUGCUACGAGGUGUCAUGGAAUGAAAUGGAUGGACUUGGAACUUCAAUAAUACCGGCAGAUCUUUUAAAAAGUGCUUGUCCUGAGAAGAUUUUGGAGUUUGACGAGAAAAAAGGUCUGCUCAAGAAACAAAAUGCUCAAAAAAGAAGACCAAAGAAAACUGAAACUGCAUCUUCUAUGGCUGAACUUGACCUGCAACUUACGAAUCUAUCACUGAAUAUCGAGCUGGGAGACCACGCCAAUCACAAUGCCUCCGAUUCAUCAGAACAGGUCUUUCAAGAUGCAUCUGCCGUGGAUGAAGCUUAUCUGAAUAACAGAGACUUGUCAAGUUCAUUACUUGAUGAACAGAUCGAAUGGAAUCAAAAUGUG
Molecule: messenger RNA, 1646 nt
Organism: Neltuma alba
Lineage: Eukaryota; Viridiplantae; Streptophyta; Magnoliopsida; Fabales; Fabaceae
Product: flap endonuclease GEN-like 2
Exons: 15
Molecular function (GO): 5'-flap endonuclease activity; DNA binding
Source: RefSeq, a predicted model, not a curated record